Messenger RNA from Balaenoptera acutorostrata (minke whale), 998 nucleotides. Its product is annotated as developmentally-regulated GTP-binding protein 1-like. Bases 1 to 783 code for a protein of 260 amino acids. Gene Ontology annotation, biological process: cytoplasmic translation. The record is from RefSeq and is a predicted model, not a curated record. Lineage: Eukaryota; Metazoa; Chordata; Mammalia; Artiodactyla; Balaenopteridae. Gene Ontology annotation, cellular component: cytoplasm. Gene Ontology annotation, molecular function: GTPase activity; GTP binding. The transcript has 7 exons.
AUGAUCCAGUUAUUAUCUGUACUUCUGGAUCUCCCAGGUAUCAUUGAGGGUGCCAAGGAUGGGAAAGGUAGAGGCCGUCAAGUCAUUGCAGUGGCCAGAACGUGUAACUUGAUCUUGAUUGUUCUGGAUGUCCUGAAACCCUUGGGACAUAAGAAGAUAAUAGAAAAUGAGCUGGAAGGCUUUGGCAUUCGCUUGAACAGCAAACCCCCCAACAUUGGCUUUAAGAAGAAGGAUAAAGGAGGCAUUAAUCUCACGGCCACUUGCCCUCAGAGUGAACUGGAUGCUGAAACUGUGAAGAGCAUUCUGGCUGAAUACAAAAUCCAUAAUGCUGAUGUGACUCUGCGUAGUGAUGCCACAGCAGAUGACCUCAUUGACGUGGUGGAAGGAAACAGAGUCUAUAUCCCCUGUAUCUAUGUGUUAAAUAAGAUUGAUCAGAUCUCCAUUGAGGAAUUGGAUAUCAUCUAUAAGGUGCCUCACUGUGUACCCAUCUCUGCGCAUCACCGCUGGAAUUUUGAUGACCUGUUGGAAAAGAUCUGGGACUAUCUGAAACUAGUGAGGAUUUACACCAAACCCAAAGGCCAGUUGCCAGAUUACACAUCCCCAGUGGUGCUGCCUUACUCCAGGACCACAGUGGAGGAUUUCUGCAUGAAGAUUCACAAAAACCUUAUCAAAGAAUUUAAAUACGCUCUGGUGUGGGGUCUCUCUGUGAAACACAAUCCUCAAAAAGUGGGUAAAGACCAUACGUUGGAGGACGAGGAUGUCAUUCAGAUUGUGAAGAAGUGACACCAUCCCCUUCACCAUCUGCUGGGCCAACCAUGGCAGCUUUCUCCAUGAUCAAACACCUGACUCCAAGCCCCUCCUGGCUUUGGCAGCCACUGGAUCAGGAUACAGGGGAGGGAGAUGGAGGCACCCAAAUUGGAACUUCACUUGGCUUAACUUGGUGUCACCUUGUAUGUUGAGCUGCAUAAAGGAUCUGGUAGGCCAGCCAACUAUGUACA